Molecule: messenger RNA, 1032 nt
Organism: Trichoderma gamsii
Lineage: Eukaryota; Fungi; Ascomycota; Sordariomycetes; Hypocreales; Hypocreaceae
Exons: 5
Coding region: 1-1032 (343 amino acids)
Molecular function (GO): dioxygenase activity
Source: RefSeq, a predicted model, not a curated record
AUGACUGCCACAGCAAACAUCCCCAUUAUCGACAUAUCAGGAGACCAAGAUGUCGUGGCCCAGCAAUUAGUCGACGCCGCUCAAGAACACGGCUUCAUCUACAUAAAAAAUCUCGGGAGAGACAUCUCCAGUAGCAGCAUCGAUGGAGCCUUUGCACUGUCAAAGAAGCUGUUUGAUGCCCCUGUAGAAGAAAAACAGGCCUGCACCAUCAACACAGAUAACCGCGGCUGGUCUGGCAUGCACUCGGAGACCCUGGACCCCAAGAACCAAAAAGUUGGAGACUUCAAAGAAGCUUUCAACUUUGGCGAAUUUGUCAAUGGAAAGGCCCAGCAGCCUCUCCCUCCCACCAUUGCUGGCAACGAGCCUCAGAUUCAAGCAUUUGCAGACUCCUGCCACAAGCUCUGCAAGAAACUGCUGCACCUCCUCGGAAUAGGCCUUGGCGUCGGCGACUUCUUCUCCUCAGCCCACGGCACAAACGGCGAAUCCGCUUCCAUCCUACGUCUUCUCCGCUACCCACCCCCUGAUCAAACCUCUCGCUCCAGCGAUGACAUCCGCGCCGGCGCACACUCCGACUACGGCUCCAUCACGCUGCUCUUCCGGCUAAAGGGCCAAGCCGGCUUGGAACUCCAGAAGAAGGACGGUACUUGGGCCCCUGUGCCCGUCUGCCCGCCUGGCUCAGAGGACGACGUCAGCCCCCCUAUUCUGAUCAACAUUGGAGACUUGCUCUCUUACUGGACCAACGGGCUGUUCAGAAGUACCGUCCAUAGGGUGGUCUUCCCCUCUGAUAAUCAGGUGAGCAGAGUGGACGGCGAAACGAGCUCCGCGCCGCGGUAUUCGAUUGCCUUCUUCUGUCACCCUAAGGGAACAAUACCCUUGGAGCCUGUGCCGAGUGAUAGGGUGAGAAACUUUGUGCCGGAUGAGAGCAAUCCCAAUCAGAACCCGUAUGCUGAGAGAAAGGUCAUGACGGCAAAUGAGCAUCUUUUCAUGAGACUAAAGGCUAGCUACGGGACUUUGUAUGAUGAGAAGCCGUGA